CGUAUAUAUUUUUGUUAUAAAUUUUUCAAAUAGCCACGGAAGAGAGGGAGUUGGAGAGGCUAAAAACACAAUGGCGCCGAACGACACUCGCCGUCCCUACAAGAGACCGGCAAUCUCCGACCAGCAGAGACGCCGAGAAAUAUCGCUGCGGCGCCAAGAGCAGAACCGUCACGAAGCUCAGCUGCAAGCGCGCCGUUUAGCCACCACCUUCUUUUCUCUUCCUUCCCAAACUGCCGAAGAGACCUCUGUUCCUCCUGACAUCGAGCUCGUAUCUGAGCCCCAACCCGAUUCCCAACGCGAAAUCGAAUCCGGGUCCUCUCCGACGGACCUCCAUGAUUUCGAUUUCGAUGUUCGUGAUGCUUCGAAGCUCAAAGGCCCGGAGGCCCGGAAGUGGUUUGCGAGGCAGCUUAUGCUCCCUGAGUGGAUGAUCGACGUUCCUGAUCGAUUGCCCCAUGACUGGUAUGUAUUUGCGAGGCCUGCUGGGAAACGAUGCUUCGUUGUUUCGUCAAAAGGAACGACCAUCAGUAGGCAACGGAAUGGUUUUGUGCUUCACCAUUUUCCAUCUGCUCUACCCAAUGGAGCUAGGACCAGGGACGUUUCUGGGUCCGGUCAGUCAUAUUGCAUACUGGACUGCAUUUUUCAUGAGAUGGAUCAAACUUACUAUGUUAUUGACAUGCUAUGCUGGCGGGGUUACUCUUUAUAUGAUUGCACUGCGGAGUUCAGGUUUUUUUGGUUGCAAUCUAAGCUUGCUGAAACCGGAGCUUUUGAUCCUCCUUCCCAUUACCAUAAAUACAGGUUCAGUUUGGUUCCUGUAUACCCAUGCGAUCAGAGUGGUCUACAUGCGGCUUAUUCAGGAGCAGUGGCUUAUGUCAAGGACGGUCUUUUGUUUUAUAAUAAGCAUGCACAUUAUCAACCUGGAAAUACACCACUAGCAUUGGUUUGGAAGGAUGCGAAUUGUAGCCAAUAUGUUAUCGACACAGAUAAUAAAGGACAGGUCCCAAGCCAACAACAGGCAGUUCUGGAGCUGCAAGAUGAUGGCAAGCUGACAACAUCUGAUGAUCCUCCUGUAGAAUUUGGCUGCUUAGAUUUGGAAUUUACACAGAAGUCUGGGCUGCAUGCUGGAAGUCUUCUACGCUUUUCUAUUGGUGAUGGAGGAUUGAGUAUUGUGGAUGGGAAGCUUGUGAAGGCUGAUUUACAAUACCUUGGCAAAGUCAAUCGUGCUCGUGCUUUUGCUGAUAGUUACUCCAAGGUUAUGUUUCAGUAUUCUGUUCGGCAUUCUCCUCUUAGAAUCGAUGAUCUGGUAGCAUCAAUUAGUUCAUCAGAUCAUGAAGGAAAUGGACCUCCUGAUGUUGAGAUGGAUGGUUGAUGGUAACGGGAACAUUAGGUAUGGGAUUGAUAAUGGGCAGCUCUCGUUUUAUAUGGCUGAAGACUUUCUUUACUGGAUUGUUAGUGCUGAUACAAUUUUGUGUAUAGUUUUGCUUGUAAUUUAUUAUAUAUAUUUUUUUAUAAGUUUUUAUGUUGCAGCAUCAGCGUUGCUGAAAUUGGUCAGUUGUGUACCAGCUUUUAUAUGGUAAAUUUCUCUUGGUGGUUGUGUACUGGGUUACUAUUACUGAAAUUCCAUCUCAUUUUAUUGAAAACUAUAAGAAAGUUGCAAUCCGUUCUCCAUCA
This is a messenger RNA of Ziziphus jujuba (common jujube), 1668 nucleotides long. RefSeq lists its product as uncharacterized. The transcript is spliced from 7 exons. The record is from RefSeq and is a predicted model, not a curated record. Gene Ontology annotation, cellular component: cytoplasm; nucleus. Lineage: Eukaryota; Viridiplantae; Streptophyta; Magnoliopsida; Rosales; Rhamnaceae. Bases 71 to 1366 code for a protein of 431 amino acids. Gene Ontology annotation, biological process: snRNA import into nucleus.